This is a messenger RNA of Exophiala dermatitidis NIH/UT8656, 1905 nucleotides long. RefSeq lists its product as uncharacterized. The record is from RefSeq and is a predicted model, not a curated record. Gene Ontology annotation, biological process: positive regulation of gene expression. NCBI's taxonomy places the organism in Eukaryota, Fungi, Ascomycota, Eurotiomycetes, Chaetothyriales, Herpotrichiellaceae. Bases 1 to 1905 code for a protein of 634 amino acids. The transcript has 2 exons.
AUGGCCGACAACGACUCGGAAGAACCAGUGUUGCGCCAUGGCCACCAAACAGAUAAAAUCGUUCCCAAGCUGGUCGGGCAAGCGGACAAGUUGCAACACAAGGCCCAAACACAACUUGGGAUUGGUGCCCAUGACAAGAAAGCCCCUGCCGGCGGCUUCGACGACACUCCUCUACCCAAACUUCCUCCGGGGUACACGAUCAAAAUCACGUUCCACAAGGCAGAAAACCUUCCCUUCGCAGAUUUGAAGACGUUAUCAUCCGACCCCUACAUCCUUGCUGUCCUCAAAACCGACAUACCGAAGCGACAUAAACACGACCCUGACCUGAAGUUGCGAACGCCGACGAUACAUCGCAGCACCAACCCGGAAUGGAAUACCGAAUGGAUCGUUGCCAAUAUACCCAAAUCGGGAUUCUAUCUGAAAUGCAGGCUAUACGAUGAGGACCCGAGCGACCAUGACGACCGGUUGGGAAACGUGCAUAUCAAUAUCGAUGCGAUCGACGACAAAUGGACAGGCUUUUCGCAUCGCAAGUUCGAGUUGAAAAAGCGCAUGGGUAGCAAAAGAGCGUAUACCUUCCGUGGAGCAGCAGCCCUGGUGUCAAGACGUAUCAAGAUGAGCGGGGAUCUCAUUGUCAGUGUCGAGAACCUUGGAAGGACCGACGACGACAACGGGGGACGCGCAUAUACCAUUGGACCUUUGGCCUGGAGUCGGCACUUUUCUCCUCUCAUUGGACGACUAGUGGGCAUCAAAGACACAGAGGAGGGCCAGGACGGGAAGAAGACCGAAAAGUACAACUUUCAGGCGAUCCAGAUGCAACUUCGCGGACCUGUUCCAGCGGACUUGUACCAUCGAUAUGUGGAGUUCAAACCUUUUGUUGCCGGCAUGUUCACAGCCCAUUCCCUACGUGGUCGGCUGUUGAAUCGUGCCCUUCACCACCAACACGCUCGAAUCUACAACUACGACCGGACCACCAAGUAUGGUAUCUUCCAGGAGCCGUCCAUAGAAAUGACCAAACAAUUUCUGGAUUUCGCGCACUGGGAUGAGGGUGGCCGGAUCUUCACCUAUGUAUUGACAUUGGACGCUCAACUACGCUUUACUGAGACGGGGAAAGAGUUCGGAGUUGAUCUACUCAGUAAACAUACCAUGCACAGCGAUGUUAGCAUCUACAUUGCCUUCAGUGGGGAGUUCUUCAUCCGGCGGAUUCGACAUGCUCAUCUCCACAAGAAGGACAAGAAUGUCGAGCCUACCACGGACACCCACCCUCCAGCGCCGGAUCCCGAAGAUAGCAAUGACGCAGACAAGGCCCAUGAGGGCAACGACGGCAACAUCAACAGUACCGACAAGAAGAAGCGCGAUAAGUCAAAACCAAAAGAUUCGAAUUCGAAUCUGAAUUCGCUCUCCAGCAGGGAUCCAUCAGACUACGAGCUCAUCAUAGAUAACGACAGCGGCACGUACCGGCCCAAUGCGAAAAAGCUUCCCUUGUUCCGCGAUUUCCUGUCACGGAAUUUCCCGGGCCUCAAGGUGGUCACGCUGGAUUGCCAAGCGGACGAGGAGAAGAUGAACAAGUUGAAGAACGAACAGCGAGAGCGCAAGAAACAAUCUGGUCGACAGGUCAUGUAUAUGCAGAACAUGAGUAUGAGCAGUCUCAGCUCGAGUGAUGAAGAAAGGCUUGAACACGAGGCCACAGAGGGCCAGCCAAAGGAAAGCAAAUACAAGCAUGAGAUGCACAAGCUGAUGGAUGGGGGUACCGACCAGCAUCAUGAUCCUAUGAUGGAAGAGGUGGGACAGCAGGAUGGAAGUGCCCAGAAGAACAAUCCAAAGGGAGGACAAGAUGGUGAGAAAAAUACUAAGCACGAGGCUGAUGGAGGCAAUGUUCCCAAUCCAGAGGCUGUGAAGCAGCAGUGA